Molecule: messenger RNA, 729 nt
Organism: Zymoseptoria tritici IPO323
Lineage: Eukaryota; Fungi; Ascomycota; Dothideomycetes; Mycosphaerellales; Mycosphaerellaceae
Exons: 1
Coding region: 1-729 (242 amino acids)
Source: RefSeq, a predicted model, not a curated record
AUGGAUUCCCACCAACAAGACGAACUCGCCGCGCUCUUCGCGCAGAGCAUGCACGUCUCCUUCGCACCACCCCAACAGACCGCCGUUGUCCAGCAAGAAGUCAUCAUCGAGUCCCUCCCUCAACAAACCUUCGACGAGAAAACUCCAAUCACCUACAUCUCCGCCCACUACACGCAUUCCACUCACCUCGCUCCCACCAACCACUCCUCCCCGUCAACUAGCCCUCCUCCACCCUACGCCUCCCCAUUCCCACCAGCCAUGCAAGACACGCAAACCAUGCCCGAAGCAAUGGCCCAAACUCUCCUCCAACACUCCAUUGACCCGGCAACCCUCCUCCCCUCGCAAAUACACCUCUUCCUCCACGCGGACUAUGAGCAGCGCUUGAGGCUGCUGGAGUUGUGGCGUAUAUCCCCACCCUCCUACGCAGUUGACCAAGCGCGGUAUGAGCAGACCACGAUCGAAGCGGAGGAGAGGCAAGCGAAAAUGAGGUUCGAGGAGCACCUGAGAGAGCAGGCGAAGGCGUUUCAGCAGCUCCAGAAACAUUCCGAGGAAGUGGCGGAGGUGGAGCCGUAUAUCGUCAACGGGUAUGAUGCGGAUCAAUCGAAGCAUAGUGUUGAUCCGGUAUAUGCGGCCACAGCGAUGCAGGAUCAGUAUGGGAGGUACGAGCAGAUGCGGUGUCAUGCGGAUUGGGAGAGGAUGAAUGGUGGGGAUGACGAGAUGGUGAUGUGA